Messenger RNA from Radiomyces spectabilis, 1272 nucleotides. RefSeq names its product ras family-domain-containing protein. NCBI's taxonomy places the organism in Eukaryota, Fungi, Mucoromycota, Mucoromycetes, Mucorales, Radiomycetaceae. The coding region runs from base 362 to 1006 and encodes 214 amino acids. Gene Ontology annotation, molecular function: GTP binding; GTPase activity. The record is from RefSeq and is a predicted model, not a curated record. The transcript has 10 exons.
ACAAAGGAAGACAAACCUCUAUCUGUCUAACAAAGCCCACCUUUGAUGACGUCUUUAUAUCCUUUGGUUUUUGCCCGCCAUUUUAAAUAACUUUUAACUUGACUUUAUUAUGUUACCCACUUUUUCUUUAAUUUUGUUGAUUUUAUCAGUUAAACUGAGGCGGUGUUACCGAUUACAGAACACUGUUUGUUGAUGGACCAAAAAAUAUUACGGUUCUCUUUAAGCCUUGAUUUGCAUGCAGUUAUGACGUCUCUUUCAUCUCAACCGCGACCGACAAUCGUCGUUUUUUAUUUUUUCCAAAAAAACUCUCCCUCCUCCCUUUUAUUCUUUUUACACCAGCAGACGUCUUCUUAAAAAUAUCAUGGCCUCCAGACAAACUCAACAAGCUAACCAAGGACAAAGAAAAUCGUAUCAGUUUAAGCUGGUUCUUCUUGGAGAAUCGGCAGUGGGCAAAUCUAGCUUGGUAAUGCGAUUUGUCAAGGAUCACUUUGAUGAAUACAGAGAAAGCACCAUUGGCGCCGCUUUCCUUGCACAAACUAUUACUCUGGACGAUAACACGACGGUGAAAUUCGAAAUUUGGGAUACGGCAGGUCAAGAACGAUACAAGAGCUUGGCGCCAAUGUACUACCGCAAUGCAAACUGCGCUGUGGUUGUCUAUGAUAUUACACAAGCUUCAUCAUUGGAUAAGGCAAAGGCUUGGGUGAAUGAAUUACAACGUCAAGCCGAUCCAAAUAUUGUGAUUGCCUUAGCAGGAAAUAAGAGUGACCUUGAAUCUCGACGAGCUAUUGAAACCCAGACGGCGCAAGAAUAUGCCGAUGAAGCGGGACUGUUAUUUUUUGAGACCUCGGCAAAGACGGCUCACAAUGUGACGGAAUUGUUCACUUCGAUAGCAAAGCGUAUGCCUCUUGAUCAGCUUGCUGACAGCACACGUGGCAGAAACAGAGGACUGGAUGGUCGCGGAGUUGAUUUAGACCGCCCAACGAAUGUAAAUGGAUGUGCCUGUUAAAUUUGCCAAUAUAUAUCCACCUUUUUCGUCGCCAUUUCCGUCAUUUUUGUAUUGUUACUCACGCUUUCUUUUUCAUUGCGCGCCUCCGACUUACUGUUGUUAAUCAAUCUAUUUGCUUCACCUGCUUUUCAGUGUCCACUUUCUUUCCGCUGAUAUUUCUUCUUUUUUUUUUUCUUUUCCCGACAAUCACCGAAUGUCAUGAUCCUUUCGUUUUUUUUUUUAAGCAAUAUAAACUAGGUUAAUGUUCGCUUAUGGUCACUGCGCUU